AUGUCUCUGGUGCCACGAAAACCGCCACGGGGCUUACCAGUAAAUGCCUCCGACGAAAGUGCUGAUGGCGAUGUGGAAAAUUGUCGAGCAAGUGGAGCCACCCCAACGAAAGCACAAUACAACGCCACCGACACGUUCGAGAGAAUUCGCCGUGGCUUCCGCGAGCUCGUCAUCGAAAAGAAAAAGGCGCGUUUUUCGGGCUCGGAAGCGAUCAGAUAUCUACUGGAACAUUUGGAGGCGACAAAAGAAGAUUAUCCAGGGCGUGUCCUCGGCUUUGACAACGCUUUUAAAUUACUCCAACGGCUCUUUUGGUGCCGAGUUUUGCGAGCGGUCGAUGGAUCUACUCAAUUCCAAGACGGGGAUAAGAAGAUUUACGAAUUGGCACCGGAUGGGGAUUUUUGGAUUGGCGGGCUGCUACAAGCCCAAACGGCGAACCCACCGCAAGCACAACCCCAGCUGGAAGAUGCCACCAUGCACCCCUCAUUCACCACCCCCAGCAAACGAAAUCGCUCUGCAUCACCGCCGCGCACAAAACGAGCCAACUCAAUCAAGCGUCUUCUCCAAGUUUUCGGGCGUUCACGAACCGUCAACGAUGAUGUCGGCAGUACGAGCUCCAUGCAUAAUCUAACGAUAACCUCGGACAAUCGUGUUACUACUGCUGAUGCCCAAGUUUACAAGGCGUCUCUUCAGCGCCUGCUGCUCAUCAUCGAUUUGCAGGAUCUGGACGGCAUUGCGAAUCCGAAUGAAACUGAACACGAUGAUGACCACUCCGACCAGGUGGGAUUUUUGACGUCGAUACUCUCACGCAUGGGGCUUUCUUCUGCUCGGGCAAUUCGAGAACAUCGCAGCCUAUUUGCUUCCGAAGAGACCGAUGAUUGUAUCAGUAGCAACCUCAUCUCCAGCCGAUACCUGGUCGGGUUCUUCAACUCGGCGCGACUGAUCGUCCCCAGCAUACAUUUGACACGCGAGUUACGCAAUAAUCCAAUGGAAGAGUGCUCGCAAUGGGCCAGACAAUGCCUGACCGCGAUCCGAAAAUAUUUGGCGAAUUUGACGCACGAAGGCCGAGCGCCGUUGAUUCCCGUCGAAUUUACCGAGACUUGCCGCGCCAUUGUAGAACAGAUUCUGAUGGACGAUCGUCGAUGGAAACACGAAAAGGCGGCACUACAGUGUUUGUUCUACAUGAUCCCCCCGGCAAUGAGGAAGCAAAUGAAGGCCGUCAUCCAGUGGCUCGCCUCGGCCCGUAAUACCCGAGUUCAUUGUGUGAUUGGUGCCGUCAACGAUCAGUUUGAGCGGACAUCUGGGAAUGUGACCUUCUGCGAUAACGCCGAGUGUGUGAUGCGCGAGCUGGCCGUCUACCUGGCGCCUGUCCAACUCGGCGAGCGAUACCAGCAUAUGAUCAUAAAGGCGUUUGUGGCCUUGUUCAAUGAAAGGGGCAUGGAAGAAAUGCCGAAGGACAUUGCUGAGAUCGUUCGCCGCGAAGAAACAGCGGGGCUUGAAGACACCUCGACCGUCCGAUUCGCCGCAAAGCCUUCAGAGAGCGUCGAGGACUCAACGGAACGAGCGCUCGUCUCGAUGAUGCACGAUCUGCUGGGGAGCAGCGCGUUGACGGCUGCCGAGAAGCAUAAGCGACUCCGCGACUUUGCCACCAACCACCCGGACUAUCACAGCAGACAUUUCGCCGACCACCCAUCCAACAUCCCGCCCGAGAAGCGCCCCCGUUCACGCAGCGUCACCCGCCGAACCUUCCGC
This is a messenger RNA of Mesorhabditis spiculigera, 1749 nucleotides long. Lineage: Eukaryota; Metazoa; Nematoda; Chromadorea; Rhabditida; Rhabditidae. The record is from the annotation of a GenBank genome assembly.